AUGGAAGUUCUCGAUUCACGACAUACAGUAAUCACAAAUGCUGAAGUAUUGCGAUUGUUGCAGAAUAGACGCAAGCAACAAAAUGAACUUCCAAAAGAUCAACGGUCAAAGAUUCUUGGAACAGUUAUAUAUGAAACAAGUAAAUAUUUGCAAGGAACACCAGCUGUUACGCAAAAAAAUGCAGACAUUGAAAAAUUCAUUCGAGCAGCGGCGCCAUUUAAA
Molecule: messenger RNA, 222 nt
Organism: Acanthocheilonema viteae
Lineage: Eukaryota; Metazoa; Nematoda; Chromadorea; Rhabditida; Onchocercidae
Source: the annotation of a GenBank genome assembly